UGCGUUUCCUGGUUCCUCCGCUUCCUGCAGGUGCGAUGCUGAUUGGUUCCCUGCAUCACAUGCGCGGAAGUGCUUCAAAAGGACAGUGUGUGAGGCAGAAGUGAUAUCACUCCAUUCAGAGGCUCGGGGUGCACUAAACCAUGCAAAACACUAGGAAACUCCUUGUAGCGGUCCUGGGUUACUGUCCCUGGCAUCGUUGCUAUAGGAGGCACAUGGCAACUGCCAUCAGGAUGAGUGUGAGGGACGCACUGGCAAAAACAGACGGAAGCUCAACAGUCAUCAAACUCCAGGGAUGGGUACGGUCUGUUAGGGCCCAAAAAGAAGUUCUGUUUCUACACAUCAAUGAUGGUUCCUCCGUGGAAAAUCUCCAGAUUGUGGCUGAGCCAGAUCUAAAGAACAGCGGUGUAAGUUUUGGGAGCUCAGUUGAAGUCCAGGGGAUUCUGGUGAAGAGUCUGCACAAAAAGCAAAACGUAGAGCUGAAAGCAGAAGACUUACGAAUUAUUGGACCAUGUGAUUCUGUUGAUUUCCCCUUUAAAUUGAAAGAACGGCACAGCCCGGAAUAUGUCAGGCAGUUCCCUCACUUGCGCUGCAGGACUCCCACAUUCAGUUCCCUAUUGCGAAUUCGCAGUGAAGCUACUGCAGCCAUCCAGGAGUUUUUCAAGACAAAUGGAUAUACCCACAUCCACACACCUAUAAUUACCUCAAAUGACUGUGAAGGAGCUGGGGAACUCUUCCAGGUGGAGGCUGCAAACAAGAGUCCUGCUGCUGGAGAACAAACCAGCUUUUUUGAUGUACCUGCAUUCUUGACAGUAUCCGGACAACUCCAUCUUGAAGUCAUGUCAGGAGCGUUUUCCCGCGUGUUCACCUUUGGUCCAACAUUCAGAGCAGAAAAUUCUCAAAGCCGACGGCACCUUGCAGAAUUUUAUAUGGUGGAGGCAGAGAUUUCGUUUACAGAGAGUUUAGAGGACAUCAUGCAGGUUAUGGAGAGCCUUUUUAAAACCACAACCACGGCCUUACUGACACAGUGCCCCGAGGACAUAAACUUCUUCAGUAAAUAUGUGUCUCCUGGGCAGAAGGAACUAUUGGAGAAGCUCCUACAGAAUAAAUUCACUGUGAUGUCUUAUACAGAAGCUAUAAAUGUCCUACAGAAGGCAAAGUGUCCGUUCCACUAUAAACCUGAGUGGGGCUGUGAUUUACAAACAGAACAUGAGAAAUAUUUGGUGAAACACUGCAGAGAUAUUCCCGUGUUUGUAAUCAACUACCCGCUGGAGCUCAAGCCUUUCUAUGCACGGGAUAAUGAAGAUGGGCCACAGCACACAGCUGCUGCUGUGGACCUUCUUGUGCCGGGGAUUGGAGAACUGUUUGGAGGGAGCCUGAGAGAGGAGAGGCCUUACAUUCUGCAGCAACGACUUGACAGAUUAGGGCUCAGAGAUACGUACCAAUGGUAUUUAGACCUACGUCAGUUUGGAUCUGUCCCCCACGGAGGCUUCGGAAUGGGAUUCGAACGCUACUUGCAGUGCAUUCUGGGUGUAGAAAAUAUCAAAGACGUCAUUCCUUUCCCAAGGUUUUCUCAUUCCUGUCUAUUAUAAGGACAUUAAAUG
This is a messenger RNA of Xenopus laevis (African clawed frog), 1601 nucleotides long. It is a transcript of the gene nars2.S, whose product is annotated as asparaginyl-tRNA synthetase 2, mitochondrial S homeolog. Gene Ontology annotation, biological process: tRNA aminoacylation for protein translation; asparaginyl-tRNA aminoacylation. Gene Ontology annotation, cellular component: mitochondrion. Bases 141 to 1589 code for a protein of 482 amino acids. The record is from RefSeq and is a predicted model, not a curated record. The transcript has 15 exons. Gene Ontology annotation, molecular function: nucleotide binding; nucleic acid binding; asparagine-tRNA ligase activity. Lineage: Eukaryota; Metazoa; Chordata; Amphibia; Anura; Pipidae.